This is a messenger RNA of Penaeus monodon (black tiger shrimp), 3421 nucleotides long. RefSeq names its product coiled-coil domain-containing protein 115-like. Gene Ontology annotation, cellular component: extrinsic component of endoplasmic reticulum membrane. Bases 150 to 833 code for a protein of 227 amino acids. The record is from RefSeq and is a predicted model, not a curated record. The transcript is spliced from 3 exons. Gene Ontology annotation, biological process: vacuolar proton-transporting V-type ATPase complex assembly. Lineage: Eukaryota; Metazoa; Arthropoda; Malacostraca; Decapoda; Penaeidae.
UGAAAGAUACUACUGUACCAAGGACGCUGGCGGGGUUGCUUACUAACUCUUUUAUAUUUUCCUUUUCCCAUGUAUUCUCUUUCUCAGUCUUUCUCGGGGGAGUUGUGAGGAGGGAGUUGUGUGUGCUGAGAGGUUAUUUGUAAGAUAAGAUGGCAACUGGUAUCCAGAUGACGCGCGAGGCCCUGUGCGAUGGGCUGGACCACAUGGCUCUGCAGCAUCUGACGCUUAUGGACCAGCUGAUUAGAACGAAGAUGAUCUUAGAAGAGCAUAUGCGAAGUGGCUUCUUCUUGCUGGGCAAAACUCGCUACGUCCUGGGUUGCAAUGCCAUCAGUACCUUGCAGUUGCCAUCAGAGGAGAGAGAAGUAGAUCCCCUCGUGUCAGUCGUCUCGACACCGGUCAGGAUUGAAAGAUACGACGGGGAAGUCAUCUACCAGGAGAUGAACACGGAAUUUGCAGAUCCUGUUGUGUCUCUCCCCGUUGAGGUGGAAGAAGACAACUUGUCCGACAUGUACACUCAGGAAGAUGAUCCCGUAGAAGGGUUGCGGCAGAGGAUCUCCAAUUUACAAGGAGAACCGCCCGAAGACAGAGAAGAGGACAGAGAACAAUACAGUACAGAUCAAAUGAAAAAGAAAGUCAUUAAUAGAGAUCCUAUCAGAUGGUUUUCAGUUUUGCCACCACAGACUCUCAAACAAGCGCAGACGGAUUUCAAGACUGCAAUUCAAAUAAGUGCAAAGUGUGCCACUUUAUUAGGACAGUUAAAAGCAGUGUGUAACGAGUACAAGCGCCUGGCUAAAAUCAAGUCAAAAAUUGAUAACAUCGAGAAGGAAUCUUGAUCGCUGUGGCUUGACUAUGAGGGGUUGCUCAAGGAGAGGGAAAAAGCGUGCUUGAGACAUUUACAUUCCUAAUGGUAAAGGUUAUUUGCAAAGAUUUUUAUGGUUUUUAACCCCUCUGGGAAGGUUUUGAGUUUGCUUUUAGCUUCAGGAUAGUUAUUGAAGCAUUUCUUUUUCAGUUCUGAUAUGCAUUCCAUAGUACACAAUAUAGCUACAAACAUCUGCAGAUUAUAAAUAGCUAUGAAUAUACUAUAGAUAUAGAAAAAAAAGGAGAAAGCAGAUGAGAAUAACAGUUAUAAUCCUCUUUUACUCUUCAGAAGAUAGCCAUGCACUCUCAGAAUAUGUACUUGGUAUGUGAUAUUAAAGUAAAUUGACUGAUACAGGUAUUCUAAGAAAAAGUAAAGAACAAAUCACAUACAGAUAUGUUUAAGGGAGACGAUAGAUCUUUAUUUUGUACUGUCACCAUUACAAUGCCUUAAUGAUACUAAUGAUAAGAGGAUAAGAAGUCAGGGUAUAGCAUGGACACUUGUAUAACUUGCACAUUAAAUGGUAAAUGCAAAAGGGUUUGAAUAUCCUUGCUCAUCUGAAAAAGUUUUUCCGGUGACAAAAUGUUGAUUAAAUUUUUUUCAAAAUAUAUCUUAUAUUUUCAUUCUAAAUGUAAGGCCUACAGUGUACAAUGUAGAUAUAUAUUUAUGUGUGGUAAUACCAUAUACAGAAUGUAAUGAGAAAAGUGAAAUAUUCAUAAAUUAUUCAUAAGCACACAUCAGAUUUUUUAAAAAAGAUAUUCAAUCAUAUAGUAACUGCUGUCAGAUGAUUAGUGUUGAAAAGUGGUAAUAGAUAGCAAAUUGACAAAUAAUACAAGUGGAAGGGUGAGAAGGUACUUUACUUUAAUAAAAGAUAAAAUUUGAAAUGUAAUAGUUUAUAAAAUUACACAUACAAAAAAAAUGAUGAUAUGCUUGUUUAUAAAGCCCUGUUCAUAAGAUUGAGCACUGUAAGAUGGACACUCACUUAAUGCCUAUUUGUUGGGAAAAAUUUGAUAAUAGUAUAAUAUUAAUAAAGUAGAGCGAAAUCACCAGAUACUGCCGUCUGUCUGGUAGUUUGCUGCUGGCUGUGGAUGGACAAAUGCCAACACCCCCUUGUGUUCGUCAACGCUCAGUUAGCUGGGCACGGUUUGAUUGUGUGGAAGAGACCUAAAAGAGGAUAAUGGAAAAGGAAAAAUGAGAAAAAAGAGAAAGGAAUAUGGAAAUUCCUGAGUACAUAAAGGUAAGAUGUUAAGGUGGUAAUAUUUAUAUUGUAAGUUACAGGGGUAGUCUAGUAAGUAAAAGCAUUAUAAUUGUAUAAUUGUAAAGAUAAAAACAUUUGAAUUGCAUGGAGUUCAAUAGCAGGGAAAAAAAGUGUUUUGUAUGCCAUAAUGUGUUACACAUGUCUUGUAGUUCUGUAGAAUUACUUUAUGACAAGCAAGGAUGAGAAAGUAAGAAAGAAAAUUAUGUUUAUUGUGUCAUAUGAGGAAAAGAAAAGCAUCAUAAUUAGUAUGUCCAUUGAAGAGCAAAUAACAAAAUUUAAAUUUAUGGAAAUUACUACAAAAUUAUUGUUACUGAAUGGUUUUAACAAAUGGCUUUUGAAUUAACUUAUCAUAUCAAUGACAUAUUAUGGUGGAAUAUGGUGCUGUGGCUAAAUGUCUUAAAAUUAAUAAGUAAAUAAAAGGUUAGUUUUCAGUUGUAAUAAUACCUGGAGAUUAUAGAUUAUUUUCAUUAAUUUUAUGAAAUAUAGGGUCACUACAUGGAUCAAUUUCAUUAGUAUUUUGUAGUGCAGUAGUAUACACUUAUUUCAGAUAAAAUUGAUAUGCUUGGUCAAAAUAUACUCCCCUAAUCCCUUGCUCGUUGUCAUCUUGAGGGGGGGGGGGAGCGCUUUGGAGACGGAGACUGGGGCACAAUGUAAGAGAUCACUCAGCCCUUGCCUCGACUGGUCUUUUCUCCCUGCCCUCCCCCCUUUCCUCUCUUUCUCUUCAUCAUCAUCCCCUUCUUCUGCCCCCUUCCUAAGCUGUAAGAGCCGUGCUGAAAGGAUGCUGAAAGGUUGGCUUUGUGUCAGUCGCGAACGGCCUCCGGGAGACAUGGUCUCGGUAUUCCCUCGGUUGAUUGUCUAGCCCUAACCCCUCCUGGGGACCCUGAGGGUUAGACUGUUUCCUCUUCCUAUUUAUUUCAGGCUCACCAUGGCCAGUAAUGAAGAUUUUUUACACUAAUUAGAGGCAUUAAGGCUUGCUUGAUUGUAUGGAAUAAUCUUCCAUCUCAUGUACAAGAUGCCUUGUAUCUUCCAUCUUUCAGGAGGCAUCUGAUAUCGCAUCUAUUAUCACAGUAUUAAAUGUCCACUCUGUGAACAAGUCAAUGAACCACAGUGUUUAUUCAAUAUCUUUUCUUUGCCAUUAACUGUUAACUUAUUAAAUGCCAUGAAACCGUGUACAUGACCUUGUUUGUGUAACUGCCAGUGAGCUGCCCUAAGAGGGUAUCCACACUUGGGAGGCUCAGCUGCUACUUUCUUGUAAACUGUAAUUUGUAUUUCAUUUCUUUGAGACUUAAUAAAUAUUUUUGAAUUUG